This is a messenger RNA of Dipodomys ordii (Ord's kangaroo rat), 1173 nucleotides long. Its product is annotated as fibrous sheath CABYR-binding protein-like. The record is from RefSeq and is a predicted model, not a curated record. The coding region runs from base 1 to 1173 and encodes 390 amino acids. The transcript has 5 exons. Lineage: Eukaryota; Metazoa; Chordata; Mammalia; Rodentia; Heteromyidae.
AUGACUGCCCAUCACGUAUUGAAGCUGCUGUUCAAUAGAUAUAGCCGUUUCCAUGACGAUGAGAAGGCAGACAUGCAGGAGCACCUGCAGCAAGCCUUCUCCUUCAUACUGGGCUCCUGGAUGAGGGAGUACCCUGAAGACUUCACUGGAGCACCGGACACGUCCUGCCUGCAACACCUGGUAACAUAUCUACACCUCAAUAUGCCUGGCUCUGUUGAGGAGCAGCAGGCCCGCCUUCUGCUCAGCCAGCUGGAGCACAUGCUUCUCAAGAAGCCAGAGCUGGAGGCUGUUCCACCAACUGCCAGGCUUUAUGAGAAAACCACUAUACAAACACUGGAUCCAACACCCUGCGUAGAAGCAGUACUACCAUGUCAGUCAGAGCUGGAACUAGCUGUAGCCUCAGAGGCCCCCUCAGCUCCAGGAGCUGCAGUGGAGCUCCAACAAGAACCCCAUUUAGACGGAUGUUUUGACUCAACUCCAUCAACUUUGAUCGAAAAGAUCAAUCCACCUGCAGGUCAGCCAAUGGCCCACAGCCUUGCACCAACUCCAGCACCAAGUCUGGAUCUUGCCCUGCAAUACUCAAGUCUUGUUCUAGUUCUAUCAAAUGAAGAAAGAGUGGCUGAUCCCUCAGUGCCAGGGGCACUUAGCCCAGUGGUAGCAAUGGCUCUAGAGCCAGCCAUUGAUGCACCAAUACAUGCCAGUGAUGAGGGUAUGCCAGUGCCCACUCCAGAAGCCCAGCUGCCUGAAGGCCAGUGUGACCCAAUUCUGCACCCCGCCCAAGAAGGAGAAGCAUCUGCAGUUCAACCAGAGCCCUCCAAACCUAUUGUAGUGAGCAGCUCAGGGCCAGAGCUAGAGGCUCCAGGAGAUGAAAGCCUGGAGUCUGUUCUCGGUCCAUCUGGGGAGCAAGUGGAGUCUCUCGGUUCAUCUGGGGAGCAAGUGGAGUCUCUCGGUCCAUCUGGGGAGCAAGUGGAGUCUCUCAGUUCAUCUGGGGAGCAAGGAGAGUCUCUGGGUCCAUCUGGGGAGCAAGUGGAGACUCUCUGUCCAGCUGGGGAGCAAGUGGAGUCUCUCAGUCCAGCUGGGGAGCAAGUGGAGUCUCUCGGUCCAGCUGGGGAGCAAGUGGAGUCUUGCCCCCUUGCUGGAGAGGCUGACUGUCUUGAGCCUGUUGCUGAGUAG